Oreochromis niloticus (Nile tilapia) is the source of this 631-nucleotide messenger RNA. Its product is annotated as nuclease-like. The coding region runs from base 1 to 612 and encodes 203 amino acids. NCBI's taxonomy places the organism in Eukaryota, Metazoa, Chordata, Actinopteri, Cichliformes, Cichlidae. The transcript is spliced from 3 exons. The record is from RefSeq and is a predicted model, not a curated record. Gene Ontology annotation, molecular function: nucleic acid binding; metal ion binding; hydrolase activity.
AUGGGGUGUAUCUUGGAUGAUCAGGAAGAGGAGUACAGGAGUCUGCUGGUAGAUCGGUCUUGGCAGGGAGAGAUGAAAGAUGGAUACUGGCUGGGGCAGAAUCACCCUAAUGUCUACCUUGGAGAGAGACAAGCUCUGAAUGAGGACUUCACAAAUUCAGGCUUUGACCGUGGUCACCUCAACCCCAACGAACACCAUGCAGUCCCUAGUCACAACGCCACUUUCACCCUAACCAAUGUGGUUCCUCAGAACCCCAAGCUGAACAAGAAUGCCUGGAGGAUCCAUGAGUCCCAGCUCACUGAGCUUCAUGUGGCUUUAGGAUGGUUUCUGGAGAAGUGCCCUAAGGCCUACGUGCUGGUCGGCACCAUUCCUUCUGCAGACAGCUGGAUUGUUAAAAACAAUGUUAAGCAUGUCAACAUCCCAGACUACCUGUGGAAUGCCUACUGCUGUGUGGACAACAAUGACAGACCCAUUCAGAGCGGCGCUGCCAGAGCAAGAAACACAGAGGACAACUUGGUGGAGCAGCUCUCUCUGGAUGAACUGGAAACAUUCUUGCAGCAGUUUAUCGCACAUCCAGUGGGAGAGUUGUUUUACAACAAUUGCAGAGCAUAAAAGUAAUGAUGACAGUAAA